AUGCGCGCCCCGAAAUCCGCGCGCGCGUCCAAGGCGCCCGCGAGGACGAGCAAACCGCUGCGCGCGGUGGACAUUGGAAAACACUUCGUCGGCGGCGGCGACGUGAAGGCGCUCGUUCGGACGCGCGAUCGAGACGCGGACGGCGACGCGGACGCGAGCGAUGACGCCGCGAGCGAUGUGGACGUCGACGCGAUUCGCGCGUCGUACGCGCGAAGCGACAAACACGUGACGACGGCGGACGGGUUUGACUUCGCGCGCGGGUUCGAGCCGGAGACGGCGACGUGGUCGUUGUUCGGCGGUUCGGAUGCGCGGAAGGGAGAAGAUGGCGCACGGAUGACGACGACGACGACGACGAUGAUGAGGGAGGGAGACGAGACCGCGCGGCGCGGCGAUGGCGCGCGGGACCGAGAUGGGGUCACGAAGCGCGACGCCGCGAACGAAGCGCCGGCGAGACGGAAAAAACGUCGGAAAGUCGUUCGCGAUGUGCGCGAAAAGGUGAGCGCGGCGGCGGUUUUGGGGAUCGAUGAAAGUUCAGGUAUCGAUGCCAUCGCGCGCGCGUGGAAGGCGCCCGAGGAAAAGGAGAUGUUGGAGCGAUGGCACGAAGAGAGAGACGCGUGGCGGGAAGACUAUAAGCGCAAGAGGCGCGCGGCUUUGCGGCUUCGCAAGGGUGUCGGGGCGACGAUUCUGGCUUAG
This is a messenger RNA of Ostreococcus lucimarinus CCE9901, 693 nucleotides long. RefSeq lists its product with no specific name. The record is from RefSeq and is a predicted model, not a curated record. NCBI's taxonomy places the organism in Eukaryota, Viridiplantae, Chlorophyta, Mamiellophyceae, Mamiellales, Bathycoccaceae. The transcript has a single exon. The coding region runs from base 1 to 693 and encodes 230 amino acids.